AGUUGACGGCGCGGCCGGGCGCGGGGCGCCGGGCAGUGCAGUGCGGAAACCGCGGCGCCGAGGACGCGUGAGCUGGGAGCGUAGCCGCGGGGUGGAGUUCAGCCUACUCUUUCUUAGAUGUGAAAGGAAAGGAAGGUCGUUUCAUGCCUUGUUGAUAAAGGUUCAGACUUCUGCUGAUUCAUAACCAUUUGGCGCUGAGCUAUGACAAGAGAGGAAACAAAAAGUUAAACAAGCAAGCCUGCCAUAAGUGAGAAGCAAACUUCCUUGAUAACAUGCUUUUGCGAAGUGCAGGAAAAUUAAACGUGGGCACCAAGAAAGAGGAUGGUGAGAGUACAGCCCCCACCCCCCGUCCAAAGAUCUUGCGUUGUAAAUGCCACCACCAUUGUCCAGAAGACUCGGUCAACAAUAUUUGCAGCACAGACGGAUAUUGUUUCACGAUGAUAGAAGAAGAUGACUCUGGGAUGCCUGUCGUCACUUCUGGAUGCCUAGGACUAGAAGGCUCAGAUUUUCAGUGUCGGGACACUCCCAUUCCUCAUCAAAGAAGAUCAAUUGAAUGCUGCACAGAAAGGAACGAAUGUAAUAAAGACCUGCACCCUACACUGCCUCCACUGAAAAACAGAGAUUUUGUGGAUGGACCUAUACACCACAAGGCUUUACUUAUAUCUGUGACUGUCUGUAGUUUGCUCUUGGUCCUUAUCAUUUUAUUUUGUUACUUCCGGUAUAAAAGACAAGAAACCAGACCUCGAUACAGCAUUGGGUUAGAACAGGAUGAAACUUACAUUCCUCCUGGAGAAUCCCUGAGAGACUUAAUUGAGCAGUCUCAGAGCUCAGGAAGUGGAUCAGGCCUCCCUCUGCUGGUCCAAAGGACUAUAGCUAAGCAGAUUCAGAUGGUGAAACAGAUUGGAAAAGGUCGCUAUGGGGAAGUUUGGAUGGGAAAGUGGCGUGGUGAAAAGGUAGCUGUGAAAGUGUUCUUCACCACAGAGGAAGCCAGCUGGUUUAGAGAGACAGAAAUAUAUCAGACAGUGUUGAUGAGGCAUGAAAACAUUUUGGGUUUCAUUGCUGCAGAUAUCAAAGGGACGGGGUCCUGGACCCAGUUGUACCUAAUCACAGACUAUCAUGAAAAUGGUUCCCUUUAUGAUUAUCUGAAGUCCACCACCCUAGACACUAAAUCAAUGCUGAAGUUAGCCUACUCUUCUGUCAGUGGCUUAUGUCACUUACACACAGAAAUCUUUAGCACUCAAGGCAAACCAGCAAUUGCCCAUCGAGAUCUGAAAAGUAAAAACAUUCUGGUGAAGAAAAAUGGAACUUGCUGUAUUGCUGACUUGGGCCUGGCUGUUAAAUUUAUUAGUGAUACAAAUGAAGUUGACAUACCACCUAACACUCGAGUUGGCACCAAACGCUAUAUGCCUCCAGAAGUGUUGGACGAGAGCUUGAACAGAAAUCACUUCCAGUCUUACAUCAUGGCUGACAUGUAUAGUUUUGGCCUCAUCCUUUGGGAGGUUGCUAGGAGAUGUGUAUCAGGAGGUAUAGUGGAAGAAUACCAGCUUCCUUAUCAUGACCUAGUGCCCAGUGACCCCUCCUACGAGGACAUGAGAGAGGUUGUGUGCAUCAAGAAGUUACGCCCCUCAUUCCCAAACCGAUGGAGCAGUGAUGAGUGUCUAAGGCAGAUGGGGAAACUCAUGACAGAAUGCUGGGCUCACAAUCCUGCAUCAAGGCUGACAGCCCUGCGUGUUAAGAAAACACUUGCCAAAAUGUCAGAGUCCCAGGACAUUAAACUCUGAUAUGACAGGAAAAGUAAGCAUCUCUGCAGAAAGCCAACAGGUACUCUUCUGUUUGUGGGCAGAGCAAAAGACGUCAAAUAAGCAUCCACAGUACAAGCCUUGAACAUCGUCCUGCUUCCCAGUGGGUUCAGACCUUACCUCUCAGGGAGCGACCUGGACAAAGACAGAGAAGCUCCCAGAAGCAGAGAUUGAUCUGUGUCUGUUUGUAGGAGGGAGAAACCGCUUGGGUAACUUGUUCAAGAUAUGAUGCAUGUUGCUUUCUGAGAAAGCCCUGUAUUUUGGGAUUGCCUUUUUUUUUUUUUUUAAGAUGCUUUCAUUUUGCCAAAAUAAAACAGAUAAUGUGGAUGGUUUAAGGGUUAUAGAAUUAUAGUUUAAAUAAUAACAACAAAAGUUCUUCCCAGGAGCUCUGCUGGAAGGUAAAUUAAAAUACAUGUCUUUCCAUUGGUAAAAUAUUGUUGCACUCUGUGAACCAAAAGACAGUCUAAGUUGGAGGACAUAGAACAGAAUUCAUCUUAAACAUACUCCCCACCCCACCUUAGCCUCCUCAGACCACUUUGGCCAUCCCUGUAUUUGGGGCCGCUACGGUAAUGUGAAUGCACUGGGUACAGACACCGCCUGUCUAGGACCACAUUUGGAAUUCCUGCAGGUGGCCUUUUGCAGCUUCAGGCAAUAUGGAACAAAUGAAGGUUUAUGUGACUCUAAUAGAAGUAAUUGUUGAUAGGUGUUGUUCAGAACCACUUCUGUUUCUGAUUGUGUUAGGCAUCUCUGUCAUGGUAAAGUCCUUCUCGUUAAACACAAAGAAAGCUUUUGUUUUGUUUUGUUUUUUAAUGUGCAGAGGAUUGACCUGUACAUGCUUUUGAUCUCUCAGUCAAAGGAUCAAUAUUAAAUAAAAUUGUCAUGAGCUGUGUUGAAGACGGGGUGCUUUAAAAUAGAGGUAAUUUGCUCUUGUGUUGUAAGAGGAAUAUGUCAACAAAGAUAGGGAACGAGGGAGAGUGAUGGUGCAGAUGGCUUGUAUCUUAUAUAUGCAAAGGAGCCAAUCUCAGAAGCACAAAGAAAAAAGUGUGCAAACCUUAUUUUGUAGAGAUAAAGAUGAUGUCUUUUUGUUGUCUGUUCAUUUUGUAUGUGUCUGAGAUAAGGAAUAGAGAGGAAACAUCCAUCAGGCUAAUUUAACUACAUUUUAUUUUAAAAAUAGGGAAACAUAACCUCUAGAUGGGACAGCAGAGGAGAGUUAGUGGAGGCCACACAAUAUUAUGGGCUGCUGUGUUUUACUGUUCUAAAAUCAAUAUGGAUGGAAUAUGUAUGUUAAGUGAUCAUUUCACAUCUUAGGAAUGCCUACUCAUUUUAUUUUAUUCUAGUGAUGUUCAAUUCACUAUUUAAUUUAUUAUAUUUUCUCUUCCGUGGCACUUAUACAAAAUAUCUCUUCACCUACUUAGUUCUACAGGGUUUUAACUUUGGAACAACAUGAAUAAAAUCAUUGAGAAGGCAAAUAUUCUUUAGCAACAUGAAUAUAAUAAAGCUUAAAGUUGUACACUUUAAUCACAUACAUUUCCUUUCUGUGGUUUUCUUUUGCUUCUUAGAAAUUCUGUAGUGGUUAGUGGUAGUAAAGAAUUUGAAAGUACUUUCCCCUUGUCUUUUUUUUUUUUUAAGACAUUCCUCCCAGAAUACUCCAGGGGGCAGUGUUUUAUAACACAUUUUCCCCACUGGGUGAUUGAAGGAUGGAGGAUUUUUGCAAAUUUGACAGCUACGUGAAACACGAAAAAACAUUUUCCUCACUUCUGAAGUCGGUUUGCAGCUGGUAACUUGUUCAUCCAGAAAACAUUCUAAAGCAAUGAUAGUUUGUGAGCUGUGCUUACAGUUUGGGAGAAUCAUGAGGAUUCUUUCUAUAUUUUGCAUUUACUUCCCAGUGCUUCAUAGCCGCAUUUUGUUUGUAACUAAGACAGAAG
Molecule: messenger RNA, 3724 nt
Organism: Macaca mulatta (Rhesus monkey)
Lineage: Eukaryota; Metazoa; Chordata; Mammalia; Primates; Cercopithecidae
Gene: BMPR1B
Product: bone morphogenetic protein receptor type 1B
Biological process (GO): cell surface receptor protein serine/threonine kinase signaling pathway; cellular response to growth factor stimulus; protein phosphorylation
Cellular component (GO): signaling receptor complex; plasma membrane
Molecular function (GO): transmembrane receptor protein serine/threonine kinase activity; ATP binding
Source: RefSeq, marked provisional